Messenger RNA from Monopterus albus (swamp eel), 2286 nucleotides. Its product is annotated as protein kinase C and casein kinase substrate in neurons protein 2-like. Gene Ontology annotation, biological process: regulation of endocytosis; plasma membrane tubulation; cytoskeleton organization. Gene Ontology annotation, cellular component: plasma membrane; endosome; cytoplasm. Gene Ontology annotation, molecular function: phospholipid binding; protein binding. The transcript has 11 exons. The coding region runs from base 442 to 1605 and encodes 387 amino acids. The record is from RefSeq and is a predicted model, not a curated record. Lineage: Eukaryota; Metazoa; Chordata; Actinopteri; Synbranchiformes; Synbranchidae.
GCUAAUAGCACUGGAGUGAAAGUGAGAGAGUGAUAGUCAAAGAGGGUGCAGGAGAACUAAAUGGGCUGAUAGGAGGAAGCCAGUGAGUUAAAGAAGCAAAGGAUGGGGUUAAAGUAAGAGAAGAGAAUAGAAAGUGGAAGAAAAGUUCAUCCUGGAAUGAACUAGACUAUCACAGCCGACGGGGGAGGAGAACAAGAAAGUGUCUCACACCCACUUUUCAGAUCAUCAAUAUGUGUGUGUGAGUGUGUGUGUAACUUUAAGUACCAAAGGAAAAUUGGGUCAGUGAGAGAGGAGAGGGAGAGGCAUGUGUUAGAGGAGGAGAGGCACACUGGGAGAGCAACAGAGAAAUGGAGAGAAAUCCUUAGCAGCCCUUGAACUCCAAUAACAAGUGGUCACUUGAGCAAUCACUGGUGAUUCAGAGAGAAAUACACCUUUCUAAUAAUGACGAGCCUCCCCAAAGAGCCACCCGAGGAUGCCAACAAGCAGAGCUUCUGGAUGCCAGGGAACUAUGUACAUACAGUUCACAGAACUGACCAGUGCUUCCAGGCCUGCAAUGACAUUGUGGCCUGCUUAAGGGAGAGAGCAAAGGUAGAGAAACAAUACGCCCAGCAGCUCAGUCAGUGGAGCAGCAAGUGGAAGUCCAUUGUGGAUUCCCGGCCACUUUAUGGCUCCCUCAUGAAGGCGUGGCAGUGUUUCUUCACCUCCACUGAGCGUCUGUCUGAACUCCACUCCUCCAUCUCUCAGUCUCUCAUCACAGAGGAUGGGGAACGAGUGAAGACCUGGCAGAAAGAGACCUUUCCAAAAAAAAUCUUCUGUGGGUUCAAGGAGAGCUAUGACAACAAAACAAGUUUUUCAAGGGCUCAGAAACCAUGGUCCAAAAAGCUGUUGAAGCUGGAGAAGGCCCAAGCUGCAUAUCAUAAGUCUUGUCAGAAGGAACAAGCAGCUCUCGAUAAAGAAAAGCAAGCAAAUGAUAAUUCUGAGAUCAGUCCAGAGAAAAAGCAGAAGAUUGUGGAAGCCAGAGAGAAGGCCACAGAAGAGAAAGUAAAGGCUAAAGAGCGCUACGAGAGCAUGCUGGAGGAUGUGACAUCCUACACACCUCGGUACAUGGAGGAGAUGGAAGCCAUUUUUGAACAGUCACAAGAGGAGGAGAGGAAAAGGAUCAGCUUUCUGAAGCAGGCUUUCCUCUCCAUCCACAGACAUCUGGACAUCACCAACAAUGAGAGUGUGAAGGCAGUGUACAGUGAACUCCACAACACUCUGAUGUCCAUCAGUGAGCAGGAAGAUGUCAAAUGGUGGAAGAAUCACCAUGGUCCCGGCAUGCCCACCGACUGGCCGAAGCUUGAGGAGUGGGUCCCACCGGUAAAAAAGCUAAAAAGAAAGAAGAAACAUCAGAGAGGAAAAGAGAGCCGACCUGUGAUGAUCGGGGGUGUGAAGGUGCGAGCUCUGUACGACUACACGGGAGAGGAGGGUGAUGAGCUGUCCUUUAAAGCAGGUGAAGUGUUCCUGAAGGUCGAGGAGGAGGACGACCAGGGCUGGUGUCGAGGUGUACUGAACGGAGGGAAGGAGGGCUUCUACCCAGCCAAUUAUGUUGAAGUUAUUGAGUGACAUCACUUUCAUAAAUGUAUUUCUUACAAGGUUUUUAAGUCGUCUAAAAAUAACUGUUAUUAUCAUUUAACGUCUAAGAUGUUGUUACACUGUGUGUGUCUGAGUUAAUAUCAGAUAUAAUCUACCAAAGGUAAAAGUUUAAGGCCUUAAUAUUCUAACAUAGUACUUGGUCUAAGUACUUCUGUGAAUGAACUUAUUAAAGACUAGAACUUAAUGCUAGUGCCAGAGUCACACUGUAUGUGUACACAUUCGGCUGGCAGUUUAUUGGGUACACCUAGUUAAAACUAACUCUAUGGUUAUUUUGGAGGCUGUAGUUUGAGCUGCUGUUGCUGAACGGUGUUUUUGUUAUUUAACCUAGUCUCAAUGGUAUAAUUGGAGUAGACAACACAAUAGAAACACCUGCUUGGUGAGCUUAAUAAACUGUCAACUCGAUGUGUGAGUGUGAGUGAGUGUGUCUGCAUGCAUAUGUGCAUGUUAAGCCAAAAGAAAAGAGAAUGUGAGAUAGUAUUUAUUUACUGCCAUCAUGUCUGAGUCAUUAUGUCACUGAAAUGAAGAUAGCUAACAUGAGGUUAACCCGAACACAGGUUCACAGUGAUCUGUGCACACAAGAGUAAUGUUUACUUGAUAUGAUAUAUGUAUUAGCACACAGAAGUUACUUUGACUGAGGAAAUUGGAUUUCAA